Messenger RNA from Choloepus didactylus (southern two-toed sloth), 4031 nucleotides. It is a transcript of the gene WDR82, whose product is annotated as WD repeat domain 82. Gene Ontology annotation, molecular function: protein binding; chromatin binding. NCBI's taxonomy places the organism in Eukaryota, Metazoa, Chordata, Mammalia, Pilosa, Megalonychidae. The transcript is spliced from 9 exons. The coding region runs from base 309 to 1250 and encodes 313 amino acids. The record is from RefSeq and is a predicted model, not a curated record. Gene Ontology annotation, cellular component: Set1C/COMPASS complex.
UCGCCUUCGGCUUCUGCCUGUCGCCCCAAGAUGGCGGACACAAUGAGCCGGCCCCGCGCCGGUUGGCCCUAAGGCGAUCGUGAGAAGAAACGGUCUGCAAAGCCCCGCAGUCCGGAUAGGAGAGUAUUGCACGAGCAGGAGGAGAAGACGGCCCGACUGUCGGCUGUCCUCUAAUUCGUCGCAGGCGCGGCGCCCGCUCCGCCCGGGUUGGCCCCUCGUCAGUCAGCCCGCCCGCCCGCCAGCCAGCCAGCCAGCUCCCCGUCGGGCCCCGCCCCGGCCCUGCACCGCCGCCUCCAGCCGCCGCCGCCAUGAAGCUGACCGACAGCGUGCUGCGGAGCUUCCGCGUCGCCAAGGUGUUCCGCGAGAACUCGGACAAGAUAAACUGUUUCGACUUCAGCCCUAAUGGCGAGACGGUCAUUUCGAGCAGCGACGACGACUCCAUCGUGCUCUAUGACUGCCAGGAGGGCAAACCAAAGAGAACCCUGUACAGUAAGAAAUAUGGCGUGGACCUCAUCAGAUACACACAUGCAGCAAACACAGUGGUUUACAGCUCUAACAAAAUAGACGAUACUAUUCGUUACCUGUCUUUGCAUGACAACAAAUACAUCAGAUAUUUUCCUGGACAUAGCAAAAGGGUGGUGGCCUUGUCCAUGUCACCUGUGGAUGACACAUUCAUUUCUGGGUCUCUUGAUAAGACCAUUCGACUCUGGGAUCUCCGGUCUCCUAACUGCCAGGGCCUCAUGCAUCUACAGGGCAAGCCAGUUUGUUCUUUUGAUCCAGAAGGGUUAAUUUUUGCUGCAGGUGUCAAUUCUGAAAUGGUCAAACUUUAUGACCUUCGAUCUUUUGAUAAGGGGCCUUUUGCAACCUUUAAGAUGCAGUAUGAUCGGACUUGUGAGUGGACAGGGCUGAAAUUCAGCAAUGAUGGCAAGCUCAUCCUCAUUUCUACCAACGGCAGCUUUAUCCGCCUCAUCGAUGCAUUCAAGGGAGUGGUGAUGCAUACAUUUGGGGGUUAUGCCAACAGCAAAGCUGUCACACUGGAGGCCUCAUUUACUCCAGACUCCCAAUUUAUCAUGAUUGGUUCAGAGGAUGGCAAGAUCCAUGUUUGGAAUGGAGAGAGUGGUAUAAAAGUGGCAGUGUUGGAUGGCAAACACACAGGUCCCAUCACCUGUUUGCAGUUCAAUCCCAAGUUCAUGACCUUUGCCAGUGCAUGUUCCAACAUGGCCUUCUGGCUGCCCACCAUUGAUGACUGACCUCAGUGCUGCUCAGCUGUGUCUGUGUACACUGAGGGCGGCCAGCCAGACAGACUCAGAGAGGCUGAAAUAAUAGUGGGAUUGGAUCAUUUGACUGAGCUAGAGAGCAUCCUUUCACAUGGCCUUCCCAAGGAUAUUGCUGUACAUCUGCUCAAAAGAAAAAAAUUCCUUUGCCAUGCUUCUUCAAAAGGACUCUUGGUGCGGCAGACUCGAUUGGGACUCGGAUUUUCCACUGUUACUGCACUGAGCUCUUCCAGAGGAGUGAGACCAGGCUCCUGAUUAGAGUAUAGUGGGGCCUUCAAAACGCCUUCAAUUCUGAAUGUAUUUGCUGCUGAGGAGCCAGUGAAGUUGUUAAUUCUGCACAUCCCUUCUCCCACCCCCAUAAAUGCAUGGGAAUCUGCAGUUCUGGUUUUGAGAUGCUAGGGUAGCUCAGUGCACCUUGCCCUCACCCUGCAUGUCUUUGUUACUGGGUCUCCCUGUGUCACUGUGACAUUAUUCCACAACCAUCAUGUUUCUUAGGUGCCAAACAUGUAUGGAAAUAAGUCUUCAUGUAUUUUGGGGUCAGAGAAAGUAACAGAUACAGAAGGACCUUGCUUGCAAGGAAAUCAUGCAGUUAGUCAUUGGGAGUGGGGUGGGGGUCCUGGGUAUGCCUCAUGACCCUGAGCAUUGGGUGGAAAAAGGCCCAAGAGCCUGAUAGGCAUAGCAAGUGAGUUCCCAGGGCUGGGAGGUUAAGAAGCAGCUUAGUGGAGUUCCCUGUCUUCAAGACAAGCCUGCGGUCCUCCUGGGUGCCUAUUUUUGUACAUUAGAUGCAUCACGCUUUCCUGUGGGCCAGUAUUGUGGAGUGAGUCUGAGUUGUUUACACUGAUGCCUUCCCUGCCCACCACAAAUUGUGUACAUAGUCUCCAGAUAAUACUACCCUUUUCCCCAGCUCCCCAACCAAGAGCUGAGAUAUAGGCCUGUGUUAUGUUAUAUUUAGCUAUUUUAUAUAUGACCUUUGAUUUCUGUUUGUAUUUUAGCACAGUGUGUGCACCUCCAUUUAAAUAUCUGUGUAUGUGUGUAUAUAUACAUAUAUACAUGUAUAUAUGCAUAUAUACAUGUGUGUAUAUGUAUAGUUUAAGUAUGUCAUGAAACCUGGUUUCCUUAUAAUCAUCUGUAGUUUCUCAGAGUUCUGCCAAAGGAGUCCUGCAGCCCAGGAGAAAGACUGCAUCCUUGCUAAUAGUGUUUGCCACAAGUGUUAGUGGGUUUUACCCAUUACCUUUUUACCUUCAGGAGACUGAAUGAAGCAAAGCUUCAAGUGUUUGCUAUUUCCAUGGCAGCUUAAUGAGGGUCUUGGGAUAACUCCCUUUUGUUUCUCAAGCUGCACUUUGAGGUUCUCUCUGCAGUAUUAGCCCCUCUUUUGCCUGGUGAUGCUCUGUCUGCGCUUCUAUGUGUGUGGCAGUCACCUUUGCAUGCUUUUUGUGUCUAGCUUGCAGCAUUUGGGGGAGGAUACUGGAACCUGGAGUGUUUUCAGUUUGUCUGAGGCUUCUUUGCCAAUUACAGGUCAUCCCUUUAAUGUGGUGUGUCUGCUUGCUUCUUUUCCUUGCCUUCUCUUGGGAGAGGGAAGGGCUCUAGCCAGGCCUGGGUUGAGGUGAACUGAGACUGGUUCGUGGCUUUUUCUUCCCCCUGCAUGGCCUUCUUAGAACAGGGUGAGUAGCAUGUAAUUUCACUCAGUUCUCAAACAUUUUUUAAGCAAGCAACACACACACUCUCUGCAGAUCUCAAAGCUGACACUCAACAGAUUGACUUCCUCAAGAGUACAUAGCUGCUUGGGGGUAAAGCAAUCCGUCACUACUUCUGCUCAGCUGCAGGAAUAGAAUGUGAAUUGCUAGCAAUUUUGACUUUUCCUCAAACUUAAAGAGCAAAGAGUGUACUCCUUUCCCAAACGUAGAUUGAGUCUGCAGCUCCCAAGGUGCCUGCCACUCACUGUGUGGUGCUGCCUUCCAGAGCAGAGGGACUUACAGAAACCAAAUGAUCUGAGCUGUUGCUGCCCACCUCUGGCCUUUCAGGGGGGUGUGUUAAAAAUCCCUGGUAUUCGAGAGUGCUUAGAACUGGUUAAUCAGAAAGGCUAUAUACUUAAAUAUCUGCAAGCUGGAUGGCCACUAAGCACCACUCACCCAGCAGCAGCAGGAAAAUGUUUUGUGUUUGAGAUUACUUGUAUGUCCAAAGCGGAGGUACCAUGUCCUUCAGAAACAUGUCUCUGCUUGGCCCCUUUUGUGGGCCCUGUGGCUGCAGAGCUGGCUGGGAAGGAAAGGGAAAAGAUGGGGCUGGAAGCAACAGAGAUGUGGUGUGGAUGAGGCAGAAUAAAGGGAGAAAGGAGAAUAUGGGCCAGAGGGGCUGAGGGCUGGGGCCUGGGUGGAUGGUCUCAGCAGGAACCAGGGGUGACCACGCUCUCUUCAGAGGGAAGGUUACUGCCUUCUUAAAUGUACAGGCCAACGCCACCUAUUUGUAAUGUGACAGUGACAUUGCACUGCUCAAACACCAGCCAGUGGGUUUUUUUUUUUUUUUUUUUUUAACUUUUCCCCAUUGCAAUCAUAAUUAAUGUUUAUUAAGGAAAAUUUGGUAAUUUUUAAAAAGAAUCAGUUUGCCACCCAAAUGCUACCACUGUUAAUCUUUUACUGUUAAAUGUUCCUCUAGACAUUUCUGUGCAUAGGUUUUUGGUGUGUUUACAUAGAUGUUAUACUUCUGUAUAUACAAUUUUAUGUCCCUUUUUGUACUUAACAUAUAAACAUUUUUUCCAUGUUA